Messenger RNA from Colletotrichum orchidophilum, 987 nucleotides. RefSeq lists its product as uncharacterized. The record is from RefSeq and is a predicted model, not a curated record. Bases 1 to 987 code for a protein of 328 amino acids. Lineage: Eukaryota; Fungi; Ascomycota; Sordariomycetes; Glomerellales; Glomerellaceae. The transcript is spliced from 3 exons.
AUGAAUUCCGACACGAGUAGAUGGCAAUUUAGUCUCCGGGCGAUCGUGGCCGCAGCAUCCAUCGCGGUCCACAAAUCUAUUGCGCAAGAAUGCGCUUAUGAAGGAGGAUGGGCACUUCGAAACGACAGAUCGUGUCCGCCGAGCGCACCCGUCGAGUGCGGCACCGGAGCGCAGCCAAGGUGCUGCCCUUCUGGCUUCAAAUGCACCGGUGAUGGUGACUACGUGGGCAAUUACUGCUGUGAAGAUCCCGCAGACUGCAGAGCUUUGUCGCUAGAAUAUCCCAAGUGCCCGGAUUCGAGUUGGACACUCUGGGGCGUUGAAGGGAAACUCGACAAUGGCGGGUGGUGCUGCCAGUCCGGGCAAAACGGCACGUACCGAGACAACUCGAACGGGAUCGCCCUGCUAUGUACUCCCACGACCGUAACAUCACUUGCGUCAACCAUCUUCUGGGCCGAGCCAGUCAGCACAUCGUCCUGCUCCACGACGUCGACGACCUCGACAGCGGCCACAAUAUCAGCGACUGCGACUGCGGCAUCCACGACCGCGACCACCAAUACCGGAGCGUCUGCCACGGCCGAGUCUACGGGUGCCGCCACAGCAUCUGGAACUAGUGAAUCAUCUUCAUUGUCUACCGGAGCGAUAGCCGGUGCUGUCAUCGGAGGCGUCGCUGGCGGCGCCCUACUCGCGGCGGGAAUCUUCUUCCUCUGGCGGAGAAAGAAGAGCAACGCGGCUGGUGCCAAGGCUGAGUCAACCCCUGCUUUGGGAGAGGGCUCAUCGGCGUGGGCAUACGAACGAAAGGAUGGACAAGGAUACGGAGGAAACGGCGGUGGGAUGAGUGAGCUCGCAGUUCCAGAGCCACGGGCGGAAAUGGAUUCCGCGACGCAGCCGACUUAUGAACUAGAUGCCGCGGCAUCGAAUACAGCAGAGCUAGACGCAGCGCACUCCGGUGCGAGACCGACUCGGAGGGAUGAUUUGAAGUACCGUUAG